AUGCUGUUCAAGGUUUUCACGUCCGCCGUAUUUGCCUCGCUGGCCUUCCAGCCGGCCGGCGCUGUGCCUGCGCCUCAAGAAAACUCGGUUAUCAACCUCGCUGCAGUAGUAAAGGCGGAUCACCCGGAGGCGUACGCCGCGUUCUUGAAGGCGCCCAAGAUCACGCUCGACGGUGCUGUCUGGAAGCGUCAGGCAGUGCCCGGGGACGGCAACCCCGAUCCAGAUCGGCCCCCGGUCACGCCCGAUAACAUAUUCCUUCUGCAAUGCUCCGACGCCGGCUUCCUAGGAGAGUGCCUCUCCUUCGGGGCCCCUCCCGGACGAUGCGUGAGUUAUGCGAGCUUCAACAGGAACCAGACUUUCAUCGACAAGUACGACAACCAGACGACUUCAUUGAGCUCAAACACCGGCGGUCUCUGUCAGUUCUACAAGUUCACCGGCUGCAACAACAAGGGCGACGACCGGGGUGUUUCCCUCGGUUACAAUUUCAACCUCGCCGAAGCCAACGACGAGGGCUAUUCCGGCGAUUAUGACAACCAAAUCAGCUCUUGUAAGUGCUGGAGAUGCUGA
Molecule: messenger RNA, 567 nt
Organism: Colletotrichum higginsianum IMI 349063
Lineage: Eukaryota; Fungi; Ascomycota; Sordariomycetes; Glomerellales; Glomerellaceae
Exons: 4
Coding region: 1-567 (188 amino acids)
Source: RefSeq, a predicted model, not a curated record